This is a messenger RNA of Penicillium brasilianum, 1701 nucleotides long. The record is from the annotation of a GenBank genome assembly. Lineage: Eukaryota; Fungi; Ascomycota; Eurotiomycetes; Eurotiales; Aspergillaceae.
AUGAGCUGGCAGUUCGAACUCAGUGCCCUGGACCCUGUCAGUCUUGCAGGAUUUCCUCCAGAUAUUUACGAUGAAGGCAAUGAUGGACCUUGGAGCAGCUUCUACCUCCGAGUUGGGACUCCUGAGCAAUCCGUUCGCGUGCUUGUCUCGACUGCUUCCCCAGAAUCAAUGGUUGUUUUAUCGGACUACGGCUGCUCGACAUCAGUAUUUUCCAAUGCGCCAUCCGACUGUGCAGUUUCUAGGGGCACACUGUUCAAUGCGAGCCAAUCUUCUAGUUGGCAGGACUUGGGGCUUUUCGGUAUAAAUCAGGAUGGAGUCGGUCUCGAAGCCAACCUUGGAUAUUAUCAAAGAGCAGACUUUGCUCUAGAUACUCUGAGUAUUGGCCUGACUGGUCCAAUACUGAAGAAUCAAACUAUUGCUGGAAUUGCUACUCCAGAACCUUUUUAUCUUGGGAUAUUUGGCUUGAACCCCCAACCCGUCAAUUUUACUUCCCUAGGAAACUUCUCUUCACCUUCAUUUCUCACGACACUAAAAGAUGAGGGUACCAUCCCGAGUCUUAGCUGGAGCUAUACGGCUGGUGCCAAAUACCGCUUGAAGCAGGUCUACGGGCAACUGAUAUUCUCCGGCUAUGACAAUUCUCGAUUUGUUGAGAAUUCGAUGUCAUUUACCAUGGCUGGGGACAUCACCCGUGAUUUGGUUGUCUAUCUUCAGUCAAUCAGCUAUAGCGGAUCAACUUCGGCCACGUUACUAUCUGAACCGAUCGCUAUAUUUAUUGACUCUACUGAUCCCAACCUUUGGCUGCCAGGAAGUGUCUGCGACGAGUUCGAGAAAGCCUUCGGGCUCACUCUUGACGGGGACAGUGGUUUAUACUUAGUAAAUGACACCCAUAACACGGAAUUACUCGAUUCGAAUGCGCAAGUGGCAUUUCGAUUGUCUGAUGUUGCUUCGGGUGGAGAAGCUGUGACAGUCACUCUUCCCUAUAAUGCCUUUGCCCUGACUGCGAAGGCUCCCCUUGUCAACCACAGCAGCUAUUAUUUUCCCUUGAAACGCGCCGCCAAUUCAACCCAGUAUACAUUGGGCCGUGUGUUUUUGCAAGAAGCGUAUCUCUCGGUUGAUUACGAGAGAAGUACCUUCAACGUCUCAGCAUGUGCAUGGCAUGAAAAUGCCCAACAAGAUAUUGUCACGAUUACUUCCAAAGAUUCUGCAACUUCCUCUUGCUCCGGGGGUAAUUGUCAGUCCAGCAACAACGACUCGGGCGGCUCGUCAAUGCUUAGCCACGGUGCCGUAGCUGGAAUCGCAAUCGCAGCCCUAGUUGGCGUCGGCAUCCUAGCGGCAGUGCUCUUCUUCUUUAUCCGCCGUCAACGCCAAAAGACUGCAUACAAGGCUACUCCGCCAGAGACAGACGUAUCUGUACUUUCCGGCCCAGUACAUAACGCCCCGCCUUCAGACCCGAGUGAUAGCUCUGCUCCACAGCCACCGUUCUGGUCUCCGGAUGCGAUCUUCGGUGGUGUUAGCGAGAGUCAGAAUGGGCAAAGUAGUGGGAGUACUCGGACUCAUGACCAAAGCGUCGAUGAGAGGGGCAUGGAGUUGGAUGGUCAUGGUACACAGAUCAAACCUGUUUAUCAUGAGUUACCGGGCAGCCAGGUUGAGAAUACACGACCAGAGCCGGAACUACAACGAUCGAACACGGUUUAUGCGUAA